This is a messenger RNA of Plutella xylostella (diamondback moth), 1073 nucleotides long. It is a transcript of the gene oeh, whose product is annotated as neuroparsin. Gene Ontology annotation, cellular component: extracellular region. Gene Ontology annotation, molecular function: insulin-like growth factor binding. NCBI's taxonomy places the organism in Eukaryota, Metazoa, Arthropoda, Insecta, Lepidoptera, Plutellidae. The record is from RefSeq and is a predicted model, not a curated record. Gene Ontology annotation, biological process: regulation of signal transduction; regulation of cell growth.
CCCAAAAGAGGAGGACGCGUCCUGAAACUGAAAAAUCACGGUCCCAACGAGUUCUCACGCGACCAAAUUCUGAAUUAUAUAACAUUCAAGUGCUGUUUGUUUUGUGACCAGUUCACUCUUUACGAGGCGACACGGGAUGUAACGAACCAAAGCUGAACAGCAACGGCCAUUAAAACGCGCCGCACCGCCCGCUCCGAACAAUGCUUAGACAGGGACAGAGUAGCGUCAGUGCAGCGGGUGCGAGUGUGAUGUAGAGAUGUCUGGCUGGUGGCUGGUGGUGGCGAUGGUGCUGGUGGCGUCGGCGCGGGGCUGGGACUGCGUGUGCAACCCGCGCGAGUGCGAGGUGCUGGAGCCCAGCGGCUGCCCCGGACAGGGCGUCGUGGUCUGGGAUCCUUGCAGAUGCUGUAAGGUCUGCGCUCGGACGCUCGGCGAGGAAUGUGGGGGGUUCCGGGGCACGUGCGAGCCGGGACUCAAGUGUUAUGAAGACUCCUGCACGCCCAUCACGUGAAACACGCCCUAACAACCACACCACUUGUAAUAUACUUGUAAAUAAAUAAAUAAAAAACAUAUCUUCAAAAACAUAGCUUAAACGAGAGGACCAGAUGAAACUGCGAAGAAUUCAUAAGAAAUAAAAAGGAAUGGCUUAAUUUUAACAUUGGAUGUUGUGUCUAUGGAUGACAAUGAGAGACCCUCAGUAAUGGAUAAUACUUAAUUGGAAUUAUUCUUCGGGUUGCAGUGUUGUCGCCACUCACUGAAAUAGUCAUCUUGAAAAAUUAAUACUAUAUUCAUUUAUUGGUACAACUCAAUAGCAAUCAUUUGUGUAUUGGCAUUGAGUCUUUGCAGAACUAAUGGUAUCAUAAAUUACGAUCCUUUUCGUUAUGUCUAAAACUACCUUGUUUAUACCAAAUUUUAUAUUGUUUUAGCGGUGUGUUCUGGAAUUCAUAUGGAAAUUUACUAAUAUCUGAAGAUAUUUGUGUGUGCUUCCAUGUAAUUCGUAACAGUAAAAAGUUAAUGGAGUCUAAGUUUUAGAGUAAACUCGUGUUAACUGUGUAAAUACAAUGUAACUAUAUCUU